Molecule: messenger RNA, 221 nt
Organism: Pelobates cultripes (western spadefoot toad)
Lineage: Eukaryota; Metazoa; Chordata; Amphibia; Anura; Pelobatidae
Source: the annotation of a GenBank genome assembly
AUUCUGGGAAAAGCUGGAAGCUCGGAUGUGAACCCCACAGACUCUACAACGGGGAAGUGUGCGAAACAGCAGGAGCCACGGAGAGCCUGGGUCUCCUCAGGGCACAACAACCCUACAAGCAUCGGAGCAGCCAAAUUCAGGCCCACCUGGGCUGCGGGCCACUCCGGCUACAGCCAGAAAGCAACGACCGCAAUGGUGGAGGCCAGGCACCCACAAGCGGC